AUGGCGGGGACGGGCGCGGCCCUGCUGGCGGGGCUGCUGGCGAGGCUGGCGCUGGUGCUGUACGGGCUGCACCAGGACCGCGCCAUGCGGGUGCGCUACACCGACGUCGACUACCGGGUGUUCACGGACGCGGCGCGCCUGGUGACCGAGGGGCGGUCGCCCUACGGGCGGGCCACGUACCGCUACACGCCGCUCCUGGCCUGGCUCCUGACGCCCAACGUCUUCCUCGCCGAGGCCUUCGGGAAGCUGCUCUUCGUGGCCGGGGACCUGGCUGCUGCUGUCGUCGCCUACCGGGCCCUGCGGCGCCGGGGGGCCGCCCCCGGCCGCGCCUGUGGGUGCUGCGCCGCCGCCUGGCUCCUCAACCCCCUGCCCAUGGCCGUGUCCAGCCGGGGCAACGCGGAGGCGCUGGUGGCUCUGCUGGUACUCGCCACCCUGUACUGGGUGGAGGCGGGCAGCGUGGGCAAGGCCGCCGUGUGCUACGGGCUGGCCGUGCACAUGAAAAUCUAUCCCCUGACCUACGCGCUGCCCAUAGCGCUUCGCCUGCGCACCGGGCCGGGCCGCACGGAAGGGGCGCGCGGGGACAAAACGACUGAGUUCACGUUUAUGGCUCGCCUCUGGCGCCUUUUUGUAGAGAUGCUGAACCGCGACGUACUACUCUUUGGAACAGUUGCCGGAUCGGUGCUGGCUACCUUGACUGUGGCAUUUUAUCGCCUCUAUGGCUGGGAGUUUUUGGAGCAUGCCUACCUCUAUCACCUGACUAGGAGGGAUAUCCGACACAACUUCUCUCCCUAUUUCUACAUGUUGUACUUGACAGCAGAGAGCAAAUGGAGUUUUGCCCUUGGGCUCGCAGCUUUCCUGCCCCAGCUGCUUUUGCUCCUGGUUGUGUCCGUAGCGUUCUGUGGAGACCUUGCCUUCAGUUGUUUCUUACACACCGCUAUUUUUGUGACUUUUAACAAAGUGUGCACAUCGCAGUACUUUGUCUGGUAUCUCUGCCUUUUGCCCCUCGUAAUGCCUAGUAUUAAGAUGUCUUGGCAUCGGGCUGUGCUGCUUCUUUUUCUGUGGUUCAUCGGACAAGGUCUAUGGCUUACUCCUGCAUACUUUCUGGAGUUCAAAGGCUAUAACACUUUCUUAUUUAUAUGGUUGGCAGGCUUGCUUUUCCUUUUAAUUAAUAGCCUCAUAAUUGUUCAGAUUAUUUCACAUUAUCAAAAAGAAGCACAAGUUGCAAAAAAACUGAAACAACGGUAA
This is a messenger RNA of Cinclus cinclus, 1245 nucleotides long. It is a transcript of the gene PIGM, whose product is annotated as phosphatidylinositol glycan anchor biosynthesis class M. NCBI's taxonomy places the organism in Eukaryota, Metazoa, Chordata, Aves, Passeriformes, Cinclidae. The record is from RefSeq and is a predicted model, not a curated record. The transcript has a single exon. The coding region runs from base 1 to 1245 and encodes 414 amino acids. Gene Ontology annotation, cellular component: membrane; glycosylphosphatidylinositol-mannosyltransferase I complex. Gene Ontology annotation, molecular function: alpha-1,4-mannosyltransferase activity; GPI mannosyltransferase activity. Gene Ontology annotation, biological process: GPI anchor biosynthetic process.